Messenger RNA from Tripterygium wilfordii, 1167 nucleotides. Its product is annotated as homeobox-leucine zipper protein ATHB-12-like. Bases 65 to 823 code for a protein of 252 amino acids. Gene Ontology annotation, biological process: positive regulation of DNA-templated transcription. Gene Ontology annotation, cellular component: nucleus. The record is from RefSeq and is a predicted model, not a curated record. The transcript has 2 exons. NCBI's taxonomy places the organism in Eukaryota, Viridiplantae, Streptophyta, Magnoliopsida, Celastrales, Celastraceae. Gene Ontology annotation, molecular function: sequence-specific DNA binding; DNA-binding transcription factor activity, RNA polymerase II-specific.
CCCCCCAUCAUAUACUUCAGAUAUAAAUUUACACAACCCUGUUAUAUUCAUAACCCUCCAACCCAUGACACUAGAGAUCUUGGUGAGUGAGGAUCCCAAUACAAGAAUGUUUGGGGAAGAAGAAGAGGAAUAUUUUCCUUCUUCGGAAUCUUUUAGCUUCAUGAGAAAGACAAAGAGCAGCAAGAACAACAAGAGGAGAUUUAGUGACGAGCAGAUUAAGUCACUAGAGUCCAUGUUUGAAACAGAGACAAGGGUUGAACCCAAAAAGAAGAUUCAAUUGGCAAGGGAACUUGGGUUGCAACCGCGUCAGGUUGCGAUUUGGUUUCAGAACAAGAGAGCAAGAUGGAAGUCCAAGCAGCUCGAGCGAGACUACGCCAUAUUAAGAGCUAAUUACAACAGCCUUGCUUCACGGUAUGAGAAUCUAAAGAAAGAGAAGCAGGGUUUGGUUUUACAGUUGCAGAGACUGAAGAAAGAUGCGGUUCAGAACCCAAAAGGAGAGCGGCAGUGUUGUGGGAAAAGUGAAGCAGCUCCAAGCAGCAAUGAAGGGGAAUUGGAGAAUGGUGACUCCAACAAGUGUGAAUCACAAGUGAAGCCGAUCUCGUCGAUGGAGAUAUCAGAACAUGGACUAGGAGUAGUUUUAGACGACGAUAUCAGCAUAAAAGCAGAGUACUUUCAAUUAGAAGAUGAACCAAACCUUAUGGGUAUGGUAGAACCAGCUGGCGAUAGUUCAUUGACAUCACCAGAAGGUUGGGGUAGUCUUGAAUCUGAUGGUCUGUUUGACCAAUCUAGUAGUGGUUAUCAAUGGUGGGAUUUCUGGUCUUGAAUCUAAAAAACAUGUUGCAGAAUGAACACUUGGGGUGAAUUAUUAUCCUUAAGAGGCCUAAAAGUUGAAAUUUGAUUUUUGUGGGUUAUGAGGGAUCAACUAAUCAGAGAAUUUUAGUCUGUGAUGUUCAAAGAACUUGCUAGCAACGGCCAGAAUCCCCUGUUUUUGACCAUGAAAGUGCAUGGAUUGUGGAUAGUGCGGAUUAGGAUCCUAAAAUUCAGAACUUUCACACAAUUUUCCCAUCAAAACCAACUUCACUUCAAUGAACAUCUAGUCAUUUUGCUAUAAUUUUAGAAGGCUAGAUCUUGUUCUUCAUAAUAAAGCCUAGACUCUGUUUUACUGUA